AUGUCUGUCGCCAAGAGCGCAGGCCUGGAGAAGAGACUGACCCUGAUCUUUGACACCAAAUUGACCGAGCAGUGUAUCCAACGGUCAGAUAGUCGUUCAACGUACAUUCACGUCUUCUUCAUGGUCUUGUUUACUGCCCCACCAUCGGAAUAUUCCACCGUCUUCGCUAUCCCCAAGUCCUUCAAGGGCACCAUCGAAUUCAUCAAUAGCAAGCGCUUGAAGAACGACUUGGCCAGUACCACGCCUGACGAUCAGCUUUCGAAUGCUACCAAGGCCAAGCUGGCCGCAGAGAAGCUGUACAAGACGUUGAAGUCAGAUGCACGAAUUGGGCCCUUGGGUGGACUCCGCCGGGCCGCGGCGGGUUUCAACUUGUCACUCUCCAGCUCACGGUGCCCGGGGGACGAUGGUAGUGGGUGGAAUCCAAUGUCUGAGGAAUUUCUGGGCACAAUCGACUUUGGAAGAGAUGUGAUGGAGACCUUGGCGGCACUCGCGGCGGACAAUGGCGGUGCAUGGAACCCGAUGUUCGAAACCAUUCUACGGCUACUAUCUACGCUGUCGACACGGACUGAGCUCCAGCGCGGUCGGCCUCGUCAACCACGACCGGGAGGGGCACCGGUGGCAGCAUUAUACGGGAAGAUGGGAGGAGGCUAUGGUAGAGAUUUGGAGAAUGAAUAG
Sphaerulina musiva SO2202 is the source of this 675-nucleotide messenger RNA. RefSeq lists its product as uncharacterized. Bases 1 to 675 code for a protein of 224 amino acids. The record is from RefSeq and is a predicted model, not a curated record. Lineage: Eukaryota; Fungi; Ascomycota; Dothideomycetes; Mycosphaerellales; Mycosphaerellaceae. The transcript has 4 exons.